Messenger RNA from Clavispora lusitaniae ATCC 42720, 531 nucleotides. RefSeq names its product Fgr39p (gene FGR39). Lineage: Eukaryota; Fungi; Ascomycota; Pichiomycetes; Serinales; Metschnikowiaceae. The record is from RefSeq and is a predicted model, not a curated record.
AUGUUUUCCAGGUUACAAGCCGUGCGACACUACUCUGCGCCUCAAAUGAAAAAGUCUGGAUUCACCAUAGUUAAUGCACUCAAGUACGUGAAAGAAGUGGACGACUACCAAGAACAGCUAGGCAAAUCUGCAUCUGCCAACGUUCUAGCUACUACAUUAGUGGACCGGAUCCAGGACAAACCCGAACUUCUUUCGCUUUUGCUGCUUUUCCAUCAUGAGUUGGCCAAGUUAGGCAUCACUCCAACUUCUGCCCGAGACUUUUCCACCUUGCAAGUAUGGCGCUACCGGUCCAUGUACUUUUGGAAGUUGGCACGCAUCCACAACGUUUUCUGGGACCAGUGUCGUCUUUUGGACAUUGCUGAGCGAGCCCAUCGUUUGGGGUUUCUGCCUACAACAAUAGGCGUUUUGGAUCCCAUCAAUUUCACCCAAUAUUAUAGCGAGUUGCAGAGUGGCAUAUACAAGGGACUAGAUUUUCGCCACAUCGAGCUUAUGGGCCCCACACGGUUCCAGUUGGAAAAGGGUACCCAUUGA